Molecule: messenger RNA, 1317 nt
Organism: Colossoma macropomum (tambaqui)
Lineage: Eukaryota; Metazoa; Chordata; Actinopteri; Characiformes; Serrasalmidae
Exons: 5
Coding region: 110-1249 (379 amino acids)
Biological process (GO): regulation of apoptotic process
Source: RefSeq, a predicted model, not a curated record
CUAACAGGAAGAAGAUUCGUUGACUGUCAUUGUUCUUUACAACACUUGUUAUCUAAGAACAGGUUAGCCAAACAUACUGCAAGGAAGCUCUGAUCAUUUCACAGGUACCAUGAACGAAUCCAGGGAUGAGCGCUUACUGAGGAGGAACAGACCUUUAAUUGUAAACUGUGUGACAGAAGUAGACGGUUUGGUGGAUUUUCUGAUUAAGAAGAAUCGUAUUUCUGAAGAAAUGAUCAGUGAAAUGGACACUGACAUGCCCAGUACGAAAAAAAUACGUAAACUUCUGGAUUAUGUGAGGAAAACAAAGGCAAGUGAGGUCGCGAUGAAAUGGAUAAGGAAGAAUGUACCUAAUUUGGAUUUGGCAGAGAACAGCGAUUCAGACCAAGAAGCACCACCAAGAAAGAGGCCUAAAACUGAGGCUGACUAUUACAGCCCUGAAACCUUUGGAAGAGUGAGAGGAAGAGGCUACAGAGGAACUGCAUCUAGAGGCGGCACUAGAGGGAGAGGCUACAGAGGAACUGGAUCUAGAGGAGGCAUGAGAGGGAGAGGUUACAGAGGAGCUGCAACCAGAGGAGGCACUAGAGGAAGAGGCUACCGAGGAGCUGGAGCAAGAGGAGGCACGACAGGAAGGGGAGCUGCAUUUAAGCCAGAGGACAGUGAAGAAGCAAGAAUAAUAGAGAGAGAUGACGAAGUGAGAGCUGAGAGAGAGAAGCUUCUUGAAAAGCUGACUCUUGAGGAAUUAAGAGAAUUAUUCAGGCCGCAGCUUGAGAGGCAGCCUAACCUGGUGUUUGACGUCUUGAAGCUGUGUCAGCACACAAAUGAUGCUCCACCAUCUGAGCCUAACCCACAUUUGCCUUGGUGUAAAUGUGGAAACUGUAGAGACAUGCCCACAGACAUUGAGAAGUUAUGCUGUGACCAACAACCAGAUUACUGCAUCAGCAGGCUCCAUCAUUUCUGCUAUUUCUGCCUGGAUGAUGAGCUUCUUAGACAGGACACCGAAGUCCAAGUAGCACAGACUGCUGAUGACCUCAAAGCGUACCGGAAUGCUGCAUAUGGGCGAUUUGUAACAUGGAAAUAUGGUCCUCUUGGCCCAGGAAUCCGAGUGCCCGUUCCUAGCUGCUGUGUGUGGCGAAUCCGUGACAAAUACCCUGACCCUCAUGGACAGUACACAGGAUUUAUCGGCAGCCCCCAAAAAGAUAGCCCUGAAAAAACCUGCUCUCUUUACAGUAAAAAGCUGUCUUUUGGUUAAGAGUUAAUAAUGAACGACUAUGGAAGAAUAAAAAAUAUCACAUUUUAAAGUCAUAAUUGUGUCAUACA